GCGAAAUUGAAAUAAACGUUUGAACCUCUCUCCUGCUGCUGGUUGUUUGCUGACUCCUCAAUGAAAGUUGUUUUUUAGCUGUGUGUCUACGAUCCUGGCUCAUCAACAGUUGUAAGAUGGGGGACUAUAUUGAGGUACAGAUCACCCCAGAGACUCCAGGCAGGCCUUCCAUAAGAAACCCCUUUGAAAGUCCUAAUGACUACCACCACCUCCGUGAACCCCUGGUGCCAAGUCCAUCUGUAUUCAAGUCUAAGCCUUCUAAAGCUACUCCACCCAAAUUUAACUGGUCGAUUGAUGAAAUGGCCAGUCUUCUCCCAGUGCACAUAGACCCAGAGGAAAUCCAGCGACAGUCUUUUUACCUCAGCCAGACAAGGACGGAUUCUGACAUUGAGGAAAAACGUCAAAAUGCUAUUGAGCAGUUUUUCACCAAAGGAGCUAUUGUGCCAUCCCCCUGGGCAGCACCAGAAACUCGUAAAAUCCCUCUGAUCUGUAAGAAAAGCCCUAUGUCUGCAAUGAUUGCUGAAGAGCCAGAAAAAAUCUCAGUUGCUUGUCAGACAACUCUUUCGUUACCUUUGGCUUUUGAUCUGGAGAAAGUACUAGGUGAAUAUUACAACUACAAGGAAGCGUGUGAUACUGUGCAGGAGAGUCUUAGUUCCUCCUCCUUAAGGCGAAAGCUCUUCCUCGAUGGCCAGGGCAGUUACAGUGGUUCAGACAGCUCCAGCCCACCAAGCCCAGAAAGAAGUCAUGUCAGGGAGGAGAGGCCUUCUCUAACCAGAGGAGAGGGAGCUGUAGGAGGGGUUGAAGGUUCUAAGGGAGAAGCUAUAUCCUCCAUCUUUUCCUCCCCUCUAUCCUGUGGUGUGUCGGCUCCAACUCCCUCUACGGGUCAGUUCUCGUCUAGCCCAAUCCAGCAUGGGUGCUUCCGGGACUGCAGCCUCGGCAGCAUUACCAGUCCUCUGUUCCCUGAUAGGUCAUCUCCUGCAGGCCUGGUCUCCCCCACGAUUUCUCCAAUUGUUCCACAUACAGCACGCACACCUAUGGGCUCAGCUGAGAGGAUGCAACCGAGCAAUUUGACUCCACAUGGCGUACCUCUGGACAUAGAUGUCACUUCCUGCAAUGAGAGCCCAUUUGUAGAGGGCUGCUCUCCCAUUCGUAGCUGCUCCCCACACCAGCUCCAUUGCCGCAAUGAGCCCCAGCACAAUGCCAGACCCAGGCCAAGGCCCAGAGUCUGCUGCUGGACCUCCCCUCCCCUAAUCUCCCCCAUCCUCAACCCUAAGCUCCAAGAUCAUCAGGAGUCUGAGGACCAACUCCCCUCUUCUUCUGUCCCCUCGAUGGAGCUAGAUCCAUCGUCGCCCCUGGCCCAGGACACUCACCCCACUGACACUGAGAGUGUUAGCCUGGAUCCUAUGGACACUGUGAAAAUGAUGGAAGGCAAAGAGACAGGGAUAGAACAGAGGCUGGAGGAGGAAGAGGAGGAAGCUGGAGGGCUUUCGGGACAACUGACCAGCUCUCGUAUGGGCAAUGUGUCAGCAACAGAAAGCUCUCAGAUGUUUGUAUCUCUUCUUGCAGAGGGAAGCAGCAUACGCUACGAUUCCAGCAUGCAGGUGGACAGUGGGUACAACACUACCUCAGCAGGCACCGCCAGUCUUAUUGAUGGCCUCAGCUCAGACUGUCACAGCAAAGAGUCCUUCAGCUCAAACCUGGCAGAAGAUGCCUUCCAGAUCACAAGACACACUAAAAUAAAGGUAUUUUAUCCUCACCACUGAACUAUCUGAUUGAUGUAUUUAAAGAGACGCCUCUUCCAGUAGUAAGAUGUAUUAAGAUGAUGAUUUUGCAAUCAAAUACAACAAAGUUUACACUAUGUUUGAAGCAUUUAUGUUAAAUUAAACUGCUUAAGGACAAUGGGGUCAACUGUUAAAUGAACUAUGAACAGAAGUAAAGGGUUUCAUGAGUGGUUAUUAGUUCUUUCACGGUUUAAGGUUCAAUUUGCUUGACUCAAAGCAAGUGCUUUGUCACAGUUUAU
Messenger RNA from Toxotes jaculatrix (banded archerfish), 2020 nucleotides. It is a transcript of the gene bora, whose product is annotated as bora aurora kinase A activator. Gene Ontology annotation, molecular function: protein kinase binding. Gene Ontology annotation, biological process: regulation of mitotic spindle organization; activation of protein kinase activity; regulation of mitotic nuclear division. The record is from RefSeq and is a predicted model, not a curated record. Bases 117 to 1763 code for a protein of 548 amino acids. Gene Ontology annotation, cellular component: cytoplasm; nucleus. The transcript is spliced from 12 exons. Lineage: Eukaryota; Metazoa; Chordata; Actinopteri; Toxotidae.